Messenger RNA from Blumeria graminis f. sp. triticale, 2805 nucleotides. The record is from the annotation of a GenBank genome assembly. Lineage: Eukaryota; Fungi; Ascomycota; Leotiomycetes; Helotiales; Erysiphaceae.
AUGGCCGUAAAAAGAGCGAGACAGCGGAUCAGCUACGUUCUGCCACUCACGGACUGUCACAUAGGUCAUCGCCUAGGUGUGAAUGGCCUCGCCUUCGAUAGCAACCAAUCCAUUCUAUAUUCUGGGGGUAGAGAUGGAGCAAUUUGUGCCUGGAACUAUAACAAUAACUCGAAUACGAACAAGGAGGCCAGCGUAUCGACUAACUUUGGAGAUGAAUCGCACUGUUCUUCAGCUAGCUUAAUUGUUCAAAGUGAAGCACAUACACAUUGGGUCAAUGAUAUCGUACUUACUCAAAGUAACACAACACUUGUAUCGGCGUCUUCCGACUUAACAGUAAAGGCAUGGCGGCCUACCUCACACAGUGUAGAAGCACCUCAAACUAUCGGACAGCACACGGAUUAUGUAAAAUGUCUCGCCACACCUGGCUCGCAAGUAGACUGGGUAGCAUCUGGGGGACUUGAUCGUAAAGCCUGUCUAUGGGAUUUGAAUGGUGGUGGAAAGAUACUUGAAAUUGAAGUAAGAGAUGAAAAGUUCAAAAAUGGCUCUAUAUAUGCUCUGGCUUCAACACGCGGGGUGCUAGCAACUGGAGGACCUGAAUCAAUUUUACGACUAUGGGAUCCAAGGUCUGGCAAAAGGAUUACAAAGUUUAUUGGCCAUACAGACAAUAUUAGAGACAUACUCAUUAAUGAGUCGGGAGACACUGUCAUUACAGCUAGCUCAGAUCAAACUAUCAAAGUUUGGAGUGUAACAACUUGCCGAUUCAUGCACACUCUUUCAAUACACAGUGAUAGUGUAUGGUCGCUGUUUUCGGACGAUCCAGAUCUGAGAACAUUUUACAGCAGCGACCGUUCCGGACUAGUGGUAAAAACAAAUCUGCAUAGAACACUGAAAAACUUCGAAGAUAGAGUUUCAAUAGCUUUAGCCCAAGAGAAUGUGGGUGUGAAUAAAGUAAUAAAGUCUGGAGAUUCUAUCUGGACAGCCACGUCUAGCUCAUCCAUAAAUCGCUGGGCUACUGUUGAUAACACUUCAAGUACGCGACUCCCUGAAGACUACAAAAUCCGGAAUCCUUCAAAUCAUUUAUUUCAACAAAAUAUAGAUGGGUGUUUGCAACAAGAAAUCUCACCGAAUUCAGUUUUCCGAAUACCAAACCCAAAUCGAUUCCCUCUUCCUGUCCAUGAUGCCCAAAGCUCGACUACGUUAUUAUCAGUGAAUGAUGCUCGGAAGGGCUCAAUUAUUGUUGACAUAGGUAAUGAUCUUAUUGAGCCUAUUCAUAGUUUACCCGAGGAGACAAUUGAAGGACAGCACGGUUUGGUAAAACACAAAAUGCUUAAUGAUCGGCGGAGAGUUUUGACACUAGACGCUGCCGGAGAUGUCUUGAUGUGGGAUCUAGUUCAGUGUGUUCCAAUAAAAUCCUUCGGGAAGAGAUACUUAGAGGACGUGGAAGCAGAGGUCAAUACACUGGAAGCUGUAGCCCCUUGGUGCUCUGUAGAUACUCGUACAGGUCGGUUGGCUGUUUCCCUGGAAGAGUAUAAUUGCUUCGAUGCUGAAGUAUAUGCCGAUGAGCUAGAUGCGAUCGGGACUGUUGAGUUUCGGGAAGAUCAACGAAUUAACCUUGGAAAAUGGGCUCUUCGAUCCAUAUUCGUAAAGUUUGUUGAUGAAAUAAUAAAAAAAGAUGAAAUAGAUCGAUACAACCUGGUCAGCUCCUUGGCUGGUGAUGAUGGCUGCCUGUCCGUAGUCGCUCAGCCAUCAUUCGUUCAAAUUGUUGAUCAAACAGAACCUGUAAAUAAUAUUUCUACGAUCAUUCUCACUCCUAUAAAUAAUAAACCAAAGACUUCAUACGAGGCCUCUAUUGAUAAAGGAGCGUCAAUUACAAGCAAAGAUUCCACGGAUGAUCCGUCCUGCUCCCAUAACCCAGUAGAGAUAACCAAAAAAAAUAAAAUCAAGGUAGAUCCUAGAGGCGCCGAAAAAUCACAAGAAAUUCCUACUGGAACCGAAAAGGAUAACCCCAAAGAGAGUCAUACCUUUUUCAAAAAAAAAUUUAGGAAGGGUAUAACAUUCAGUUCCAAAAAAAAUCGCUCCGUUUCUAGCGCAGAAACUUCUGUGUUUGCGGACGAAAAGACGGGAGAUGAAUCGGAGAUAACGGAGGAUGGGGACAAGGAAAAGGAAAAAGAUGAUACCUUUGAGGGAGUUCUACAGAGUAUCACAGCGGAAUACAGGAAAAGCCUACUUGAAAACUCAGGGGAGCCAGUCACUAGUUUAAUCAAGCCUAGCCCCGAAACUGAAACACCGCUUUUAGAACUUCCGCCGAUGACAACAGUCAUAAUUCAAGAAGAGACUUCUGGUGGAAGUGCGGAUCUGUAUAGAGGUACAGUAUCAACGGUUGGUAAUGACGUGUGUCUGAUUAAAAAGUGUGCGCCGAGGUGGCUUGGGGAUCUUCUGUUAAGAAAUCGAAUCAUGGCCAAAGAGCCUGUAAAAGUGUCUUUUGUUUUACUACCUUGGAAGGAUACUGCCCAGAAUGUUGUGAUUGAUGGUACUUCUCGUUUAAACGCAAACAGAAUGCUGCGUGUCAAAAAAAUAAUUUCCUACGUGGCAGAACGCAUCGAAAGUCUCCCAGGAAAUCUAUCUCCCGAGAAAAUGAAGCCCGAAGAUUACCUUGAGCUUUAUUGUUAUGAUAAGAAAUUACCGAUGAACAUGACAUUGGCAACUCUUAGAGCUCACAUUUGGAAAGGUGGGGCUGAUCUUAUUCUUACGUACAAGGUCAGCACAACCGAACGGAAUGAAUUGUCGGAGAAAGAGGCAUCGUGA